CUUUACUCGCCCAACGUAGUGUUUCCACCACCGCAGCCCCAUGCCGCUGCUGACACCAGAAAUCCUCAUCGCCGUGUCCGGGUCUCUGUCUGUAUGCGCAUGUCUUGGCAUGGUCGUGUGCUUCUUCUUCUUCGAAGAGUCGAGGCGGUGUGGUCGCCGUCUACUCUUCUGUCUCCAUCUCACAGACCUCGUCGGCUCCCUUGCUUGGCUUCUCACGCUUCUGCCGUGUAUUGCAGCUCCCUCUUUGCACUCAGCCACACCGCUGCUUUGCUUUCUCCAGGGGUAUGCCUUGCUCUUCUGCUCGUUGUCGUCGUACGUGUGGACGUCGUGCUUUGCUUUCCACCUGUACCAAAUCAUGUGGAAGCAAAACAAAACCCCAGAGAUGUACGAAGUCCGGUACUUGCUCCUGGCCUGGGGCCUUCCGUCGUUGAUUGUCAUGGCAUUUGGAGUGCAACAUGCUUGCGGUUUUGUACUUGUUGGCUUUGGUGGGUUGCCCUGGUGUUGGAUUCGGUCGUGGAGCCGAGGCCAAUGGUCUGCAGAUGGGUUUAUCCUUCAAAUGGUGUUCUUUUACACCCCGUUGGCCUGUGCGGCACUGUUCAACCUGACGAUGUUUGUAUUUUUGGCAUCUAAACUGGGCUCGGCCUCCGCAGUCAUGUCCACAACCAUGGAGGACAAGGUCCGUCGUCGUAUGAUGGCUUAUAUUGGGGUCUUUCUGCUGACAUCGGUGUGGGGGGCGCUCGGUCGGACGUUUCAAGUAGGAGCCGAUUUGAUCGUUGGGUAAAGUUCACCAUAUCUACUACUACUGUACCAGGUUAUAUCGCCAGGCCACGAAUUGAGCCCCGUGUUCUUGACCCUCACGGCUUUGUUCAGUCCGUUGCAGGGACUGCUAAAUUGCAUCGUCUAUGGUUUCAACAGCACGUUGCGAAGUCGGUUGUGGAGCAGUGCCCGCCACAGACUCAAGCGCACGGACCAAACGGUACCUCCAAUUGUUGGCGACCAACGAAGACCAUUAUUGAUUCGAAACCAAGUCAAGGCACACAGGUGAAGUGUGCUCGAAGCAGUUAAUUGUCAUUGUAGUGAAUAAUAAUUAAUUUUUUU
Aphanomyces astaci is the source of this 1098-nucleotide messenger RNA. RefSeq lists its product as hypothetical. Gene Ontology annotation, cellular component: plasma membrane. Lineage: Eukaryota; Oomycota; Saprolegniomycetes; Saprolegniales; Verrucalvaceae. The record is from RefSeq and is a predicted model, not a curated record. Bases 41 to 781 code for a protein of 246 amino acids. Gene Ontology annotation, biological process: adenylate cyclase-activating G protein-coupled receptor signaling pathway; cell surface receptor signaling pathway. Gene Ontology annotation, molecular function: G protein-coupled receptor activity. The transcript has 9 exons.